Diutina rugosa is the source of this 1377-nucleotide messenger RNA. RefSeq lists its product as uncharacterized. The record is from RefSeq and is a predicted model, not a curated record. Bases 1 to 1377 code for a protein of 458 amino acids. Gene Ontology annotation, biological process: intra-Golgi vesicle-mediated transport. Lineage: Eukaryota; Fungi; Ascomycota; Pichiomycetes; Serinales; Debaryomycetaceae. Gene Ontology annotation, cellular component: TRAPPII protein complex; trans-Golgi network. The transcript has a single exon.
AUGUCUCUUAGUCUAGAGCUAUCUGUGGGCACGCGGGCCCGAGCCAUCUGUUUUUUCGACGAACGGGUGACGGGGUACGUCGUCAGCCACGGCCCGGUGUUGCCUCAGGCCCGCGUCCUGGUGGCGGUGUCAAUCGUGCCCCACGACCGAAUUGACGCCUUUAAGCAGGCAAAUGGCGACUUCCCGGAUGCUUUCUCCGUGCACGAUGCCGUGUUGACCGAGGCUGAGCCUCGUGAUGAUGGUACCACUGUCUACCCGUUUUCAUUUACUAUCACUUACCCUCGUACCAAAUUUGAUAACCCUCACGUGGUAGUGAUGGCUCAGAUGGUGGAGGAGGAAGAGAUACUCCUGCCACAAGCUAAUUUGCCCGACCUUGAGCCGCGAAGUCGUAAUUUGUUAGCGGAGCUCAAUCAUCAAUAUUUGAGCGCUGCCAUCUACGAAACCGGAGGACCGUUACCUCCAGUGAAUACCAUUCGUGCUAACCCUCGGGCGCAGGUCCACUGGGUGGCGCCGGUGAACGUGGCUCUCUCUCUCAAGCUCAAAACGAUGAAGGCAGCGGGGCGUAACCUGAUGCUUUUGGCGUCGUUGACACUAGCGCUGGACCUUGACGGAUUCAAAAUUGUGAUCAACGACAUGCUGGUGGACUUCAAACACGGGCUGGUUUCCCGUAUAUAUCCGCAGCCAUGGCCAGUGACAUUCGCUCUGGGCGACAACAUCAACUUCACUUAUUGUCUCACAAACGAAGAGGAGCUUGACACUAAACACAUAUUGAUCAAAUUGAAGCUGGAAGUGCACCAACAGAUCGACAACGAGUGGACAGCGGUCAGUGGCGACAUCACGACGCUGUGGACGCCGUUAGUUGACUUUUGCAUCAUUGCUCCUCCCAUCAACCAUUUACUUCGAACAGCAGUGAAAAAGAAAAUAAGGCCCAAAAAGACAAAUACGGUAACCGUCAAUUUACUGGUGAAUAAUAUCUUGCUGGGGUUACGACUAACGUUCAACGGUCGUCCCACCAUUGAGAUGGGUGACGUGGCGGUGUGGCGGCUCCAGGCAGUCAACAACUCGCCUAACCGCAUUACUCUUUCCUUACUUGUUCAACAGAAACAGUUCUCGCUUCCGGUAGGGGCAGACCCAGAAGCAUGUGACAAUACCCAAUUAUCCCUCGCCUACCAAGCUCCCAAGCCGCAAACUGGCGUGGUAGUGCUUGAUAAUGGCCUCCGCAUCGGCCCGCUUGAUCCCAAUUCAGUGUAUGACACCGACAUUCGAUUAUUUGGCGUAUCUCGGGGCAUCCACAAUUUGGAGGGGGUGAAGAUAUUUGACGUCCACAGUGGCGAGGGACUUGAUUUCGGCAAGCUUGUGGAAGUGUACGUUGUCUAG